Cyprinodon variegatus (sheepshead minnow) is the source of this 815-nucleotide messenger RNA. RefSeq lists its product as uncharacterized. The transcript is spliced from 5 exons. Gene Ontology annotation, cellular component: cell surface. The record is from RefSeq and is a predicted model, not a curated record. The coding region runs from base 45 to 815 and encodes 256 amino acids. NCBI's taxonomy places the organism in Eukaryota, Metazoa, Chordata, Actinopteri, Cyprinodontiformes, Cyprinodontidae. Gene Ontology annotation, biological process: cell-matrix adhesion.
CGAGCACAAGCUUGACCGCAGAUCAAAUAAACGUUUUGGGAAACAUGUGUUGCUUCCUAAAUGCGUCCUACAUCCUGAACUCUGAUUCGUCCAUGUUGGAGAAACUAAAGACCUGCCAAGACCUCUCUGAUGCUCAAGCAGCGGCAGUGGAAGCUGUUCUGAUCAAGGGGAACACUACAUAUGGAAACCCUUCAACAUGGACUGACACAACUCUGAGGAGCCUCGACACAUUGCCUUUGUACAUGUCUUCAGAUUUCUAUGACAACUUUGAAAAACCUGUAAAGCGCAGAUUCCUAAGAUACUUCCUGAAAGUUCUCAGACAGAAUAGAGUCAGUCGAGCAAAGAGGAGGAGGAUGAAGGCAGAGAUAAGAAAAUCUAUCAGAAAAAGAACGAGACGAGAUGCAGUCAGUGAAUGCACCGUGGGAACAAUCAAUGAAGUUGUCAUCAGUGAUGAAAGUUUCCCCUUGGACUAUGACGACGUCAAUCAGUUUAACAGCUGUCUCAGUGCUGCUACGGUCAGAGACAACCUGGAAGCCAUCACCCAGAAGGUUGAUCUGGAAGAUUACCUUAAGAUUGUCCUCGAGAAGCUAAGACAGGUAUGUCUUAAUAUAAUAGAGAGCAGGGGGGGAUUUACCAUUAGGGGGCCCCCUGNCAUGCUCGAUAGUGGCAGUGGUAGUACCAAAUGGUAUUCUCAGUCAGUCCAAGGCCGGUUUACCAUCUCCAGAGACAACAGCAAAAAUCAGCUCUAUCUGCAGAUGAACAGCCUGAGAACAGAAGAUUCUGCUGUUUAUUAUUGUGCUCGAGCGUCACAGUGA